Molecule: messenger RNA, 1989 nt
Organism: Lodderomyces parapsilosis
Lineage: Eukaryota; Fungi; Ascomycota; Pichiomycetes; Serinales; Debaryomycetaceae
Exons: 1
Coding region: 1-1989 (662 amino acids)
Biological process (GO): aldehyde metabolic process
Cellular component (GO): cytoplasm
Molecular function (GO): aldehyde dehydrogenase (NAD+) activity
Source: RefSeq, a predicted model, not a curated record
AUGAGUAAAUCAACAAAAAACUCAAAGGCAAAUCCAGGUUCAAGUGCCAAUGCCAAUGCCAGCGCAAAACCAGCUGUUUCUCAAGUCAUCGGCGAUACUAAACCUUCUAAAUCUGUUAAAACUGCAGGUACUAAUGGUACAACUAAAGCAAACCCCAUUCCUCCCCCACAAUUGGAUCACGUUGAAGGUUUAAGCUCCCCCGAACUGUCGGCUGCAUCUCCCAAAUCAUCAAAGGGUGAAGAACCAUCUUUGGAACACAGAAUCUCAAUCAAAAGGUCCAGUCAAGAAUCAACUUUGAAUGACAUUGCCUCAGGAAAAUCAAAUGUUUCAGGUCAAUCUUCAUCAACUCAAGCAACAAAAGUUGGUAGUGCAUCUGAAACCAAGUCUUCCACCGCCACCACCACCAAUGAUGGAUUUGAAUACAAGUACACAGAGUUGUCGGAAAUUCCAAUUGGUGUUAAAAAAGUGACUGAUGGAUUCUUUUCUGGUAAAACCCACUCACUUCAAUUCCGUUUGAACCAAUUGAGAAAUCUUUAUUUUGCGAUUAAAGACCAUCAACAGGAGAUUUGUGAUGCUUUGGAACUUGAUUUUGCUAGAAACUCAUCCGAGACUAAGAAUUAUGAAAUUGCCACUGGAUUGAAUGAAUUAUUAUUCACCAUGACCCAAUUACACAAAUGGGCUAAACCGGAAAAGGUUACUGAUUUGCCAGUAAACUUGUUGACAAAUCCAGUUUAUAUUGAAAGAAUCCCCUUGGGUGUUGUUUUGGUUAUGUCUGCUUUCAACUAUCCAUUAUUUGUUUCUAUUUCGCCCAUUGUUGGUGCUAUAGCUGCAGGUAACACUGUUGUCUUCAAACCAUCCGAAUUGACUCCAAGGUUCUCCAAGUUGUUUGUUCAGUUGCUCACUGAAGCCUUGGAUCCGGAUAUCUUUUAUGCAGUCAAUGGAGCUAUCCCAGAAACAACUGAAGUUUUGAAUCAAAAAUUCGACAAAAUUGUUUAUACUGGUAACGGAAUGGUUGGUAGAAUUGUUGCCAAAAAGGCGGCCGAGAACUUGACACCAGUCGUUCUUGAAUUGGGUGGUAAGUCACCAGCCAUUAUCUUGGACGAUAUCAAGGAUAAAGAUUUGGCAACUGCAGCCCGCAGGAUUGCUUGGGGCCGUUUCGCCAAUGCCGGUCAAACUUGUAUUGGUGUUGAUUAUGUCUUGAUUGCUGAAUCUAAGCGUGCCAAGUUUGUUGCUGAGAUCAAAAAGGUGAUUGAAAAGGAACUUUACCCAGGUGUGAACAAAAAUGAUAAAAACUUCACUCACAUGAUUCAUGAUCGUGCCUUCAAUAGAAUGGUCAAGAUUAUAAAGGAAACAAAGGGAUCAAUUGUCACUGGUGGUGAAUAUGAUGCACAGACCAAAUAUGUUGCUCCAACAAUUAUUGACGAUGUUUCUUGGUCAGAUGCAUCAAUGGAAGGGGAAAUAUUCGGACCUAUUUUACCAAUCCUCACUUAUUCAAACAUCAACGAAGCUUGUAAGGAAAUCAUCAGACACCACGACACCCCGUUAGCAGCAUAUAUUUUUACCGGUGGAUACACGUCCGCUGGAAAGAAUCCACAAGUUGCUACCGUCAAAAAAUCUAUCCGUUCAGGUGGGUUAAUAGUCAAUGAUGUGUUAAUGCACAUCGCUUUGCACAAUGCACCAUUUGGAGGUGUCGGUGAGUCAGGAUAUGGCUCGUACCAUGGAAAAUUCUCGUACAGAACAUUCACUCACGAAAGGACGGUGAUUGAACAACCAUUGAACAAUGAUUGGAUGUUGCAAGCAAGGUACCCACCAUUUUCUGAUGCUAAAGACCGGUUAAUGUCUGCUGGUAUGGCACCAUAUGGAGGUAGAGUUUGGUUUGGAGAGCAAGGAAAUGUUAGAGUUGAUGGCCCUUCUGCCUUUUUCAAGACUUGGACCACUGCUGUAGGAUUAGUUGGUUUGGUUGGUGAGCUUAUUAGCUCUAAAUUGUAG